Molecule: messenger RNA, 1621 nt
Organism: Linum tenue
Lineage: Eukaryota; Viridiplantae; Streptophyta; Magnoliopsida; Malpighiales; Linaceae
Source: the annotation of a GenBank genome assembly
GCUCCUACUCCAUCCCCAAGUCUCAGAUAUCCAUCCCUGACUAGUUUUCCCUCGGAGACUCUUGCUCGCUCGAAGUCUAACAAUGGAGUUACUGUCCCUCUCGUCUCCUUCGAUCCCGCACCAAGCAUCAGCCUCCUACUUCAAUCGCAAAGGAGUGACAUCCUUCUCAUCAUCAUCAUCCUUCUCCUCGUUCCCUUCUAAACCCACCGCCGCCACCGCUAUUCAUUGCUCCUCUUAUCCCAAAACCUCAAUUAACCCAUCCUCCAACCGCAAUGGCUCCUUCGUCACCUCUUCCCUCACCGCCAACAGCCCACAGUCUCCCGCCACCGCCAUGAGGGGAGCUGAGACUGACGCCAUGGGCCUGCUGCUCAGGGAGAGGAUUGUGUUCCUCGGCAACGAAAUCAACGACUUUGUCGCCGAUGCCAUCAUCAGUCAAUUGCUGCUCCUUGAUGCUCAGGACCCCACUAAAGACAUUCGCCUCUUCAUCAAUUCCCCUGGCGGCUCUCUCAGUGCAACAAUGGCCAUCUAUGAUGUCGUGCAACUUGUUAGGGCUGACAUUUCCACUGUUGCCCUCGGCAUGGCAGCAUCAACGGCUUCCAUUAUCCUUGGUGGUGGCACAAAAGGCAAGCGCUUGGCAAUGCCCAAUACACGGAUAAUGAUUCAUCAACCACUUGGAGGUGCUAGUGGACAAGCAAUAGAUGUGGAGAUUCAAGCAAAAGAAAUCAUGCACAACAAGAACAACAUUGUGAGCCUCAUUUCAAGCUGGAGUGGUCGGGCGAUUGAGCAGGUGGCGAAAGACAUUGACAGGGACCGAUACAUGUCUCCAAUUGAGGCAGUUGAAUAUGGAAUAAUUGAUGGUGUGAUUGACAGGGAUAGCAUCAUUCCUCUAUUUCCCGUGCCAGAUAGGGUUACUCCUACCCUGAAUUAUGAGGACAUGCGAAAAGAUCCAAUGAAGUUCCUGUACCCAGAUGUGCCUGAGGAUGAGAUUUACUAGAUAGCAGCAGCAGCAGCAGCAUUUACUAUGUGAAGGUAUAUGCAAUACCACUUUUAAUAUUCCUUAAUCAUAGUCUUUCAUGUUUCCUGAAGCUGGUCUACUUCCUUCCUUUGAUAUUAUGGUUAUGCUUCUGAUUUGUGAUGUCUUCUUCUCCUGGAGGCAGCACUGCAUCUCUUCUGCAGUUCAAAGUGUCUCCAAAGUGAAACUAGGGAGCGGCAGUAACCGAAACGGAGGACUAUGAGCUCCAUGGCACACAUAAUGUAUUAUUGAUUGCAUGAAAAGAGAAACAGGCCAUCUCCCUGUAUUUGGAAAUUGCAAUGAUUUUAUCUGUAACAUUUGAUUGAUAUACUUUAGGACGAAUAUCUGUUGUGUGGGAUAUCAAUGAAAGAGAGACGAUGUUAUGCAACACAGGCAUGAUUGCAGAUAACUGCUACUUCCCUACUACCUCCACACAUACCAUCUAGAUCACCCUUUUGUUUCCUAAUUCCUUUGGUAUUUGCUAAGCAAUCAAAACUUUGGAGAAGUAGCUAGAAACAUAAUCGAUUUUUCGCGAUGCUUACAAAGCAUAUCAUAUCAUUGUUUCUGUUUAGCUUAUACAGACCCAGUUUUUAAGGCCGCCUUCGAACU